Molecule: messenger RNA, 4719 nt
Organism: Alligator sinensis (Chinese alligator)
Lineage: Eukaryota; Metazoa; Chordata; Crocodylia; Alligatoridae
Gene: COPS4
Product: COP9 signalosome subunit 4
Exons: 5
Coding region: 2386-2958 (190 amino acids)
Cellular component (GO): cytosol; COP9 signalosome
Source: RefSeq, a predicted model, not a curated record
GAAUGUUUCCAAUUAUUUGAGUUGGUCUAAUAUAAGAUGCAUGGGAUUUAGGCAGACAAAAUUCUUUGGGUAUGUCCUUAGACCAACAGCUACAACCUACACCCUUAUUUACAGACAGGCUCAGAGUAGUCUAUAGCAAGAUAAAGUCUUUGUUGGGAAGGACAGUAUGUAAAUCCUAUAUACAUUUAUACAUACAUAUAUAUGCAUUUAUAUGUGCAUCUAUCUAUCAUGAUUCAUGCAUGUGCAUGUGGAUUUGUGUGUAUAUGUGGAUUUGUGUGUUUAGAUUGCAUCUUUUAUGUAUUUAGAGAUAUAUGCCAGGCUUGGCAUUCAGCAGUGCCACUCACAGCAGACAGGGCCAGGCUUGGUGCUUGGCUGGUGCAGCCCCAUCCCAUGAGCCCGGUGCUGUUUGCAGGGGACGAGGACAGGGACAGGGCUGUGCUUGGCUGCGGUGGCCAUCCCCUGUGGCUGGGCUCCCCACUCACAGGGGAUGAGGCGGUGCCAGCUGAGUGGUGAGCCCAGGCCAGCCCCUGUCCUGUGAGCAUUGCCAGGCUCAAGUGACACCAUGGGCUGCACUGCAGGGGAUGGGGCUGUGCCAGUAGAGCGAUAAGCCUAGCCCCAAUUCAUACACUGUGCCUAUGAAAAUCCUUACCUUUCAGAUGGGAAAGCCUUGCGUCAACCUACAGUGUGUUGGCCUAUCCACCGUGAAAUACAGUAAUUAUUUUUGACACUACAAAACUUUAUAACUCUUUUGAAAUAGAAGUAAAUGUUUAAGGUUGCAAAAGCAAUCAAAGCUUGGCAUGACCUGAGUGUCCUAUCUUGCAAAAGUAAGAAGGGUUUUUUCUUUAUUUUUUAAUGGAAUACUAACUAAAAUAAUUUAAGCAAAGUGUCUCUAAGAGCAUACUGGAUUAAAAUCUUUCUUCGAAGCAUUUGCAAGUCAAGUGUUGCAAAAAGAGGGUUUUCUAUUUGUGCAGGAAAAUAAAUGAAACCUCCUAGUUUUAUUAUCCCAGAAGAAAACCAGCUGCAUGUGAACACACUUCAAUGCAAAUGUUUAUACCUAUUGGAAUAUUUGAAGUGGGUGUUCAGCAUUUCCAGAAGGCAAAUCAUUUAUAAUUCAAUACCUGGCUUCAAGCACCCAUAUUAGAAAAUGUUGGCCUGCAAACACUGUUGUUAUUAUUGCUGUCAUUUUUAUUAUUUUCCACAGGUUACAUCUUUGGCAUCCUUUUGUCUAUGGCAGACAGUGGAUAUUGCAGCCUAUGAUGUAGCUGGUUUACAGUGUCUCAUGUGACUGAACUGUCCAAUUUGAGAUUUGUGUGAUCUGUGGCAGCAGUUACAAAUGUAUGUGUUAUGGUUGGGUGGUUCGGGAGCUGCUUGCUUCCUACUGGCUCUUUUCUCUUCAAGUUGCUGGAGCCAAUUUCUGUUGUGGACUUUGAUGCCCUGGUGGAGACAACGAUGCCACUUGUUCCCAUCACUUGCCAAGGUUUCCCACUGGUCAGGAUCAAUUCCAAAUACACUUGCAUGUAUCUUCGUAGCAAAGCUUGGGACCAGCACCGUAUCUAGACACCUGGCAGCCCCAGGCAAACUUUUAGUAUUGGGCCCCGCUUCACCAGAGAUGAUGAUAAUAACAAUAAAAAAAUAACCAUGUCUAAGUCCCCAGUUCGCCCAUGCCUGUGUCCAGUCCCGCUUGUGACAUCCUGCUAUUCCUGUUCCCUCCAACAGUUCCCUGUAUAGCAUGAUCUUGGGUGUGCGUCCAUCUUCCAAUCUGCUCAGAUGGCCUAGCCAGCGUAGUUAUCUGUGUUUGAGCAGAGUUGUCACGCUUGGUAAACCAGCCACAGGUACUCGUCUGUAAGUGAGGCCAAUUGGGAUCUGCUUUGGAGGUGCAGAAAAUACCGAUUCUUCCACAGAAACGGCUGCGGAAGGGAAAGGAGUGAUUAGCAGUCCCCUUGUCCACCUUGUUAUUGACUUGAAAUCACUUCAAGCGGGUGGGCCGGAGCGCGGGCUGGGCUUUGCUCCUGCUGCAUCAAGUCCCAGCUGCAGCCAAAGCAGGGUCGUGGUGGCGCAGCACCAGGUAACGCUGCCCACGCCUACCCUGACACGUGAGAAGACAAAAUCCAGCCCUUGCACUGAAGCCCCUGACCCCUGCUCGCCGGCCCUACGCCAGCGCUCACAGCCGGCUGCUCCGCAGGGCCCUAGCGCCCCGCUUCAGGCUCCCGCGCGGGGAGUGGGCAGGGACCAGCGUCGGGGAGGGGCCGCUGAAAGCCCCGCCCCCCGCGCUCGUUCGAAGGACUGGCGUCAGGUGACCCCCUCCCUACGCCGUGGCUUCGUGGAGGCCGCUCUACCCGCCGCCUCCUCUCGGUGGUGGGCGGAGGAGCGCGCGCUGGGCGAGAAAUGGCGGCCGCGGUGAGGCAGGACUUGGCGCAGCUGAUGAACUCCAGCGGCUCCCACAAGGACCUGGCGGGCAAAUACCGUCAGAUACUGGAAAAAGCAGUUCAGCUGUCUGGUGGGGAACAGCUAGAAGCUUUGAAAGCUUUUGUAGAAGCAAUGGUAAAUGAGAAUGUCAGUUUAGUGAUCUCACGGCAGUUGCUGACAGAUUUUUGUACUCACCUCCCAAACCUACCUGAUAGCACAGCUAAAGAAAUCUAUCACUUCACCUUGGAAAAGAUUCAGCCUAGAGUAAUUUCAUUUGAAGAACAGGUUGCUUCUAUAAGGCAACACCUUGCCUCCAUUUAUGAAAAGGAAGAAGACUGGAGAAACGCAGCCCAAGUGUUAGUUGGGAUCCCCUUGGAAACCGGACAAAAACAAUACAACGUGGAUUAUAAAUUAGAGACCUACUUGAAAAUUGCCAGACUGUACCUGGAGGAUGAUGACCCUGUUCAGGCAGAGGCUUACAUUAAUCGAGCUUCUCUGCUUCAAAAUGAAUCAACCAAUGAACAGUUGCAAAUCCAUUAUAAGGUGGUGUAACGUAUUAUAGUGCUUCCUCCCCUCCCAGGGAGAAAUUUUUAUACUGCACACAAACUUUGAGACACCGUAGAUAAAAUGUGAAACUGCACUUAAGCGCCUUGGGAGCCAGAUUUUUAAAGUUAUUUAAGGACCUAACUCCUCCUUUCUUUAUUAUACGAACAGUUUUUAUCUGCAUAUCUCAGACCUGUUCCUAAGUCUUAUUCCCUUAGACAUGGACAAAUGAUCAGACGAGAACCAGUUAACAGCAGGUGGGAACUUACUACCUGGGCAGCUUGCACUGAAGGAAGCAGGGGUCAGUUUGCCCUGGUUCAGUUUUCACUUAUGAUGGGUUUAUUGUGGGCACAAGAAUAGUUGCCCUAUGUCAGCUGUUCUGUGGUGAGUCCUCAUCUCCUGUUUAAUCUCUUUUAAUGUGAUCACUUGUCUGCAACCAAAGGGCCUAAUGGAUUUUGAAAAUGUUAUCUCAGCUUGAAUAUGUAGAGUGGUCACUAUUAUAUAGUGGUCACUGCUCUAAAAAUUAUGGCUGGUGAUGUGUGGGUACGUGUACAUGUAUACACAUAAUAUUUAAGUAAUGUGUAUAUCAGCUUAAAUUUGUAGUGCAUUUUUUAAUCCUAUUAUGUGAAAACUGCUGUGUAAAUUAUCUACAAUUGUAAUUGAUGCAUUUUAUACCUGUUGCAAGAUUCAGCAAUUUCUAUACAGUUUUUCAAGUCUGUUGCUUUACUUUAAUAGGACCAUGACAUUCUGAUAAUCUGUCCUUUCAAGUCUCCAAAGGAAAAAGGAGAUUUGAACUCUUUCACAGUUUGCUUGAGACUGUAGUAGUACUUCAUAGCUCACUUAAGUGAUUUUUAUGUCACUUUGUUGUACAGCAGCUAAUGUAUGAUCACUUGUCUGCUUCCAAAGUGUUUAAUUGCUUUUGAAAAUGUUAUCCCAGUUUGAGUCAGUAGACUUAAGAUACGAGUCCUCAAUUAAAAUGAUAAACGAGCUUCUCCAGUCACAUUCAAGAACAGAUUAAACGACCGCAAUCAGAUAUAACAAGCCACACGGAAGAAAGUAUAAAAAAAACAAAAACCUUAUACCUCCUCAGGGUUUAUCAGAUUAUCUGCCAAGAUGUACCCAAGUGGGGUGACAGUAUCUGCCAAGAUGAACAUGGCUUGGUGUAUCUAAAUAGUACCAGUGCCAAGCAGGUGCAGAAGGGCAUAAAAUUCUAGGUUGUAAAGGAACCAGACAAUGACAUGUAUGUUUUGUGUGGGGUUUGUUUGUUUGAUAACCUAGACCUGAAUUUAAAACCUCAGUUAUGAAACUGAAUAUUGACUUUGUCAAAAGGGAGGAAUUGUGAGGGGAGGGGAAACUGAAAAAUAAAGUAAAGUAACACUCAGAAAGAGGGAGAACAACAACAACCUAGUUUUGGUACAGCUCAUUGAAAAUACAGUUCUUGAUGUGAAAGGAAAAUGUCACUUUAACAAAGGAAAUAAUUUGUACUACAUUUUAUCUAUGCUUUUAUACUCAAUUUUACUUCUGCCAUUUAAACACUAGCAUUAGGUUGCCACUGCCCACCUCCCUCCAGCUCAAAUAUGACCCAUCCACCACCAGAUUACUAGGAAAAAUAAAAAAUACUAGGAAAAAACAGGUUACUAGGAAAUACAAAUUUCCCUUCUGUUUUUGAAAGUCAAACCCUGAGUCCCCCAGGGCUUGGUCCUCAGGCCCGUACUGUUCAAUUUCUUUAUCAGCAACUUGGAUGAAGGGGUGAAAAGCACCCUGUUCAAA